Molecule: messenger RNA, 1773 nt
Organism: Talaromyces marneffei
Lineage: Eukaryota; Fungi; Ascomycota; Eurotiomycetes; Eurotiales; Trichocomaceae
Exons: 3
Coding region: 1-1773 (590 amino acids)
Source: RefSeq, a predicted model, not a curated record
AUGCAAUCUUCUUCGCAAGAGCUCGAACAACUCAGAGCGUCGUCUCUGGAUCACCACCAAUCACUUCUUCCCAAAACCGAAGACUUAUCCUCAGCGCCAUCCCACGUGGCUUCGAAUUCACCCGUUGAUCACGAGACAACACCCUACAGACCGUCGUCACCAGGAUGGAGCCUGAUCUCGUGGAAGUUCGAAAUCCUUAGCUGGAUUGGCAGUCUCUGCUUCUUUAUCGCUAUUCUUGUCGUUCUGAAUGUACUCAAUGGCCGCCCGCUUCCCGAUUUACAGUAUGGCAUCACACCCAAUGCAAUCAUCGGCUUGUUGGCUACCUUUGGGCAGGCACUCCUGCUAAUGCCAGUGAGCUCUGCACUUGGGCAGAUGAAAUGGCUUCAAGCGCUUGAGAAGCGGCCGAUGGAUAAUUUUGAGACUCUUGAUAAGGCUAGUCGAGGGCCACUGGGAAACCUGUCGCAUCAUUUGGGGCUUUCAUCACAAUCGUUGCGCUGGGAAUCAGCACAUUUACUCAACAGUCUUUGGACGUAUACUACAAUUUAUCUGCACACUGAUGCGGCUUAUGUGCCGAUAGCACAGUUCAUGAAUGGAACUGGCUGGGCACCGAUUGGAGAUAUAGGUGUAAUUGAAGACGGAGUCGACACUGAAUUGCUGAACGCGCCCUAUCUUGCAUUUUUCAAUCCUCUACACACAAACUUUACAGCAGCUUCCAUAGCACGCUGUGGAAGUAAUAACUGUACCUGGGACUCGUAUCAGACGUUAGGUCUUCGCAGCACUUGCCACGAUUUAUCGUCCAGUCUCAACAUGACCAAAGUAUACAUGGCCCCUUACGAUGGCGACCCAUUUACCUACAACACGGACCACUACACUCUUCCAAACGGAUUUGGCUUAACAGGAGCUCAACCAGGACCAUUGGAAAAUCAAGUAUUUUACAACAUCUUGAACGGGAUGGUGAAUGUGACUACAAGUUUCAGCGCCACGAGUCUUAGUACCGUCUCUCCGGUUUGGGGAUCUAUUGCCUUUCCUCACAAUGGAUCAGCCUUAAUGAGUGUAUUUGUAGUUGGCCCAUCUCCUGGAACCAUCCCAAUACAGCCAGAUAUGAACUACUCCAAACCCAUGAACGGAUCUAUGUUCGCUCCGCCUGUUGCUUUCGAGUGCCUCCUGCAAUUCUGCGUUCGCAACAUGCGCGCCGAAGUCAUGAACGGGACAAUAUAUGAGACCGAGCUUUUCACGUGGACCAACCAAACCAUACCAGAAUUUGAUCCAACCUACGUAGGCAACGUGACCCUGCACCCCUAUACCAACGCCCCCGAAGGCUGGAGACUCGACACGGUAUCGGGCUACUCCUCAACCCUGAUGCAACGAUUGUACAAGGCAAUGAAUGGCUCCGCCACAGGAUUUCCAGAUAUGAUGGACAAUCUAGUCAACAGCAUAUCCCUCAAUAUGCGACAAAUAUCUUACCAACCUCCCCCGGUCCGCGGCCUAGCGUUUACAGCUACCAGCCACGCCGUGGUAACAUGGGAAUGGCUCAUACUCCCAUUCUUUGAGCUGGCUGGUAGCCUUGUCUUUCUAAUAAUAGUCAUCAUACAAAAGAGACAAGGAGGCCUGCCCGUGCCAUGGACAAACAGUACGUUGGCGUAUUUCUUCCAUGGACUUGAUGAGAGACCCGUCCGUGGUGUUGUGCACCAAAGUGAGGAGAAGAUGGCCGAAGAACUGGAGGUGAGGUUUGAGCGGGAUGACGAUGGGGGGCAUUUGGUUAUUGUCAAGUGA